AUGUCCAAAAGUUUCGUUUCUCGAUCCCCCCCGGACGCCGUAAAGGGGGCGUUGGACGCACUACAGCGAUCGCUUGUGCGGAUCCUUAAAAUGGAGGCCAUGGCCUCUAUCUGGAUGGUGCACAUCGUGGAUGUUGCCUCUGGCUCCUUGGCCAGCAAGCUGCACCACCUUUACAAGUGA
Molecule: messenger RNA, 180 nt
Organism: Penicillium mononematosum
Lineage: Eukaryota; Fungi; Ascomycota; Eurotiomycetes; Eurotiales; Aspergillaceae
Exons: 1
Coding region: 1-180 (59 amino acids)
Source: RefSeq, a predicted model, not a curated record